Chara braunii is the source of this 4540-nucleotide messenger RNA. NCBI's taxonomy places the organism in Eukaryota, Viridiplantae, Streptophyta, Charophyceae, Charales, Characeae. The record is from the annotation of a GenBank genome assembly.
UAGCGUUGGAGAGAGAGAGAGAUGGUUGGCGGAGGCCAGGGAGACUUACCUGUAGCGSCAUAGCUCCAGCUUCGUCUUUGAUGUACCUGCAACAAGGCGCCACCUUCACAGAAGAGCAGCAGGGCAGAAAGGGAAUCUUGCUUGCCCUUUUUUCAUGUGUGCGCGUCUGAAUGGACUGUCCACAUGUAGCUAUCUAUUCUUCCGACUUUGGUUACCAAGAAUUUGAGAGGAAGAGGAAGAAGAGCGACAACUGUGUGAACAUAUGCAGGGUGUUAACCAUGGCAGGAACACUUUUAUCCGUCUUUCUGGUUAAUAUGCUGCACCACCAUGUCACUGCGGUCUCUGAAGGGUUUUGUGCCUCGCAUGCGGCAGGGUGAUUCGCAGUGCUUCCAGAUGUGCAGCAGUAGGAAAGCGUAUUGCGCUUAGGAAGCAGCCAGCCCAGCCCGUCACUGCGUGGAUAUCUUUCAGUCACGGCUUCAGGUCCACGAUAAAACAGUUCUGUUUCCAAAAGGAUUUGUCCGUCCAUAAUGGAAAUGGCAUUGGUAGGAAUAUAAGCAGAUACAUCUCCAGCUUGUGUUUCUAAAACAGAUAAAGCAGUCAGACUACCUGCACCAGCUUGGUCUGACAUUUUGACAGCUGUUUCUCGUGCACGGGCGAUGUGGAAAAGUGCAAGCGGACUAUAGGAGACGAAGAUGGCGAAUGGUUUUGUGAAGCGCUUGAUUGCACUGUUUAACCUGCGGCCUGCGUCGCAAUUGGAACGGCGUAUGACGCAUAGCGAAGUCUACGAUAAUGCGACAGCAGACAAACUGAAAGGCAAGGAAUGUGAGUGGCAUCGUUCGCAUUCACACCAUGGUUGGGAAAACAAAGGCAUCGGCGAGGACGGGGAUAUUCUUAAGGGUACGCCUUGCAGAAAUGCCCUAGAGGCCCAAGGAAAGUCAGGGUUGCGGCGGAGGAUUUUCCGCCGAGGACUCGGCAAGUGUGGUGUUCCGAAGGUCGAGAGCGAAGGGUGUCCUGACGCAGGGUGUGUGUGCAGCAGCAGGGUGCAUCCGAAAGGACAGGUGACAAGUGAUGAUCAUGAUGAGGAGGGUGAUGAUGAGGAUGGUCUCAGCAAUACACCAAGCUUUGCAGGGCUCUCCGAUGAUGUCAUCGUCUCCAUCUUGCAGCGAGUGCCAGACAUGCCCACUCUUGUCCGUUGCUCUGCGCUUUCCAGAAGGUUCAGGCGACUGGUGAUUGAAGUGCUCCAGGAGGUGCAGGAAGUCGCCUUGUCCAAUCCUUCGCUCGACCAGGUCAGGAACGUCCUGACUAUGGCAAGGGAUGUGAGAGAGAUCACUCUGGAGUUGGUGAUAGAUGGGGAAGGGAAAGAAUCUCAGGGUUCAGUAUUACCUAUGGUUCCUUCGAUGCUUGGGGCCCAGAAUGAACCCAUGUUCUUGAGGGUGCUGGGUAAGGGUGGGAUGGCAGAUGCACCUGCAGACACCCAGAGACCGAUGCUUGAGCGGUGGCGGCUGCGCUUCAGAGGCCCUGCGACAUGGGAGUUCUACCGCAUGGUAGUGUUGUCAUCCAUGGAGUACGCGAGGAGGGUUGUCAAAUCGGAGGCAAUCCUAAUCUCAUUCUCACUGCGUAUUGGGGUGGAGCAUCUGGCAGCACCAUCUACUUCACCAAACUGGCUGGAAGGUAACAAUGACGCGCCGUCCUCAUCAUCUUGCCGGUCAUGGUCAAUGUGGCAGAGUGGACAUCAGCGUGUUGAUUGGUUCGGAUCGGUUUUCCUUGCCACUGAUGAUGUAACGUCACCAUCUGGAUACCGUGCGGCGUGUAGGAACCUGAAACUUCUGAUGUCACCGAGGUUGUUCGCUCUGAGAUCCUUACCGCAUUCAUCGGUCAGAAAGCGUGGGUGCCUCCCACCCGUGAUGUUUGAAAUCGAAUUUUCACACGGUGUCAGCCAAAGCAAAGUGCGCCGCACAAAUAACCCAUGCAAGUUGAUCUUAUUGGAAAGUGACUUGUCCAUCCAUGUAUCAUCAUCAAAUAUUGGCCAUUCAAACUCUAGUGAGGAUAGGAAUAACAUCUCGAGCUGUGUUGCAAGGAUGCUGGAACAGUGUCUUGAUGAUAUGUCUAGCUCCUAGCAGCCUGUAGAGUAGCUUCUCUCUCUCUCUCUCUCUCUCUCUCUCUCUCUCUCUCUCUCUCUCUCUCUCUCUCUCUGUGUGUGUGUGUGUGUGUGUGUGUGUGUGUGUGUGUAAGACAUACAUUGUACAUACUUUUCUGGAGAGACUCUCUCCCACUCCCCACUCUCCACCCUUGAUGCAGCUCGAUGAAUACUGAACAAACACAGAGCAUGUAUGUUUUGGCAUCCACAGGAUUUAUUUUGAUGGUGCAUUAGGUGUGACCUUGCAUCUACUCAUUGUGGAAUGUAAGGACUUUUUUGCAGAUCUUUUCUGCACUAGAGCCUCUGCUUUGGAGGGCCGUUAUUUCGGGUCCUUGUCCGAUCUGAGGAUUCUGUCAGAUCAUGUAGUGCAUUGCUGUUUCUUGCUCUUUUCGUCACGUACAUGUGGUAUGGCCUAAUGGCAACACAUACAUGCUCCGUAGUGUCAGAUCUGAGGAGUCUGUCAGAUCAUGAGUUGGCCUGAUCGCAACAAGUCGUGGUGGCUGCCGCAGGAUAAAGGUGUCUAUGUGUCAAUGUGGUAUUUGGGCAUAUAUAUGUUGAAGAAAUGCACCGCACGUUCUGUGUGGUUGUGAACGAGAUAACACCAGUUAGUGGGCGUGCGCCGUGCACUCACCGUCAUUGCCGUUCUUGUUACUGGGGCCACCACACUCGAUCACUCUCGAUGGAACCAUGUUGGUCUGUCGUCUUCUUUGCAGUAGGCACUUGGAUGACAGAGCAGUCGGGUUUGUUUGGGGAACGGGGGGAACUUUUACUGUGUGCGUACGUUAUGUCCGUCUCCCAAUCGUCGAUGCGUUAUUGCUAUUUUUUUGGUCUGGUGAGCUGGAGCUGCUUCACAGACUCUUGGGCAAAAAGGGGGGGCAUAUGUACGAGAUCUUCGCUGUAUAGAAGCAAAACGACAGCAUGUCACUGCCGCCAGAGCACUUGCACAUCAGCGUGCAUGAUUAUCACCACGUGAUGGACUCCAUGAUGUGUGACAGCGCUCUGCCAGUGGCAUCAUGUCUUCUUGUUUGUGAAGUGAACAGGGGCACUUCUGUCCUUCUUCACUACAAAAAAAGUGGCUGGCACCGCUUUGCGCAGUGGAAUGCUAGUUUGACUUGUUUCAUUGUCAGAGCUGCUGACUGUCUGUUCGCCUGCACUGCUGGGGCCCCCACCUUUGGAUGGUGGUUGGUUUGCUUUGCCCGCAUUCGUAUCCAUUUGGUUUUGGAAGAUUGUGUGCACAAGACGGAGUGCUGAUAGUUGUGAAACUCAGCAGAGGAUCCUAGAGACGGAUGGGAAAGGUGGCGAAUUUCUUUUAGGCACAGGUUCAUGUGUCAAACAGUCGUAGGGUUUAGGAGGGGUUGUCCAUACAUGGCAUGUGUGCAUUGCGGCAGGCUUGUCCUCUAGGAAGUGGACAUGUGCUGAGGGUGGAAAGGGGGCAGGGGGCUCAGGCACAGGUUUAUGUGCCAAACGGUUGUAGGGUCUAAGAGGGGUUGGCCAUACAUGGCAUGUGUGCAUUGUGGCAGGCUUGUCCUCUAGGGCGGGGCGUCUGCUGGGGGUGGAAAAGGGAGCAGGCAACAUAGCACGGUGCUGGUUGUUGGGAACAGGUCUAUGUGUCAAACAGUUGUAGGGUCUAGGAGGGGUUGUCCAAAACAUGCACGGUUCCGGUUGUUGGGAAGGAUCUGUCACAAAGCGCACAGAGGUAGCAAAGUGCUGUGGAUGGUUGGGAAAAUUCUGGAGAUUGGAAGCCGGAAGGUGCUGGCAGGAGUGCAAGACGAGAGCAUGGAGGUGGUGCUGGUGCUGCACACAGGCAAGCAUGUGUGCUGACAUCACAUAAGGUGGUGCUGGUUGUCGGGAAUCGACCAGUACCCACGCGCAUAGUGAAUCACAGUUGGGCCCACGGGGGCAAGGUCCCCUGGGGGACUGGAUUGCACAGAGUGCAGUUGUCAAAAUGGUCAUUGGUCAGUCGGGUUGGCCAUGGCAGUACUUGGGGUAGAUACGUGCAGGAGAGAUUCAGAGGUCUUAGUUGUAACUGAUUGCACAGCGUCAUGGAUGAAUGGUAAGCACUGCUGUUGCUGUGGAGGGAGGUGCAGCGGGUUGUUUAACCAGUGGCUGACAUGGAGAAGAUAAGGCUUGUCACAGAGUGCUGGUAUUGUCUGUGAAUGAGAGUAGAGUUGACCAUAAUUGUCAUCGAACAUGCUUUCGGGAUAAGUACAAGGAAAUAUGUUGAUGUAUUGUGCCAAGGUAUCAUAGUAUAAUCAUAUGUGUGUGGCUCAAGUCUGCAGGUUUUAUUGUCGGCCGCAAAUGGCGUGGCCAUCUUUCUUCUUUUCUGUUGGACUUUUCAAGGAUGUUUAUGAUUGUGUGGCUGUGACAUAUCAUGAGCGCACGGCAAGUGUGCAGCUUUUAUCA